AUGCAGUUAGUGUUAGUACUGUUGAUAGUGAUCGUGAAUGUGGAUCAGGUCUUAGCCGCAGGCGCUUUCAGUUUAAUAAACACUGAGAGGCGUUCGUUCAGUGAUGAGUCGGCGUCUAAUCCAUUGUCUAUCAAGAGUUUCUAUAAAGAGUUUCCUCUGCGGACACCUAUUCGUCCGAUUAGAAAGUUAAUCAAAACUUUGUUCAAAACGUCUUCCUCUCCGGAAUCGGUCCAAAGUGACGACAACUAUAAGGCCACGUAUUUUGUGACACCAAAAAAGAGCCGAACAUUAAUCAGUGAACUGUCGGCCCCUAACUCUCCCGCAUCCGGCCUUCAUAUGUCCGGUUCUGUUGCUCAGCCAUCCUAUGCGACUCCUCCGCAAAGUAUAUCUUCUAAACCACAUUCGUAUGGCUCUUAUGGCCAGUCAUCUCAAUAUCCGGGCUAUAAUAGUAACCAACAGUAUUCCAAUCCAAAGACUUAUUCAAAUAGUUAUUCGCAACAGAAGUCUGUAGCGCCCAAACCUACUGCAUGGACACCUACACAUGAUUAUCAACAAAAUUCUGGUUAUUCUAGUGCUAACAGAGGACCCGGUUAUUCAUCGAGUUAUCCUCAGAAUAGUUAUCCUCCAAAUUACCAACAAAGUAGUGGCUAUUCACAGAAUAGCGGUUAUAGUAGCGGUAAGAGUGCUCCUAACUAUGGCUAUAAUAGCCAACAAAAUUCAAAUCAAUUGGGAUUCAGUUUCGGUGAUCUGGAGAACGGACGCGGAAUUACAAUGGGUGUCACCGAAGAUAACCAAUACUCCAAUAGCAACCAAUACGCGCAGAAUAGUUAUAGUAAUAAUAAUAAUCAUAAUAAUAAUAAUUACGGUAAUUCUGAAGGAAGUGGUAUGAGUGUGGGGUAUGGAGAUGGUGGUGGAAGUGGUAUUCAAAUUGGUGGUGGGGAUGGGGGAGGCGGUGGUAUGUCUUUCUCAUUCGGAGGGGGAAAUGGUAUGAAAGUAAACGUCGGAUCUGGUGGUGGCGGCUACCAGUCUAGCGGUUCCGAUAAUUAUGACAAUUAUAAGCAACAGGGAUAUGGAGGGUAUGACAACAAGGGAUAUGGAGGAUAUGACAACAAGGGAUACGGAGGAUAUGGCAAUAAUUAUGGCGGAUAUGGCGGUGGAUAUAAAAAGGACUAUUACUACGAAGAGAAGCCACAGUUUAGUCUAACGAUGCCAUCGAUGGGCAAAAUGGUGGCCGAGAUGAAUAUGAGGCCACCAAAUAUCAAGAUGAAGAUCAACGCCAGCCCUAAAAUGAAAGUAAUCACAGGAACUACUGAUCCGCUAGAGAAGCCGUCUCAAGAGGAAGAGCCUAUAAUUGAGGACAUAUUCGCACCGCCGGCCCCUUUCGAAAGGCCCCCGCGAAUGAAUGACACGGACGGCAAUGGGACGGCUCAUGGAGUGAACGGAACGAACGCCACAGCGCCAUAUCCGCCGUAUCCCUAUCCAUACCCUUACCCAUACCCCUAUCCGUACCCGUCGUAUCCCUAUCCCCCACAUUAUCCGCAAUAUUCUAAUCCAUAUCCAGGCUAUGGACACAACUAUAAUAAUCCUCAAUCGCACGGAUCGUAUGGCGCUUCUUAUCCUCAGCACCAGUCCUCUCAAUAUUACCCACAAAAUAGUUACCAACAAAACAGUGGUUAUAAUCAUAAUUAUGCACAACAUUCCUAUAGCACUCCACCCCCACAGCAUUCCGGGUACACAGCAUAUCAGGGUAAAGGCUACGGACACCAGCCAACAGGUGGUACUUAUGAUAAGCCAUAUCCAUCAGAAUCAAGACGACAGGCAGUGUAUGUGAGUCCACAGACUCACACUCAGACCCGUCGUAACCAAUACGUCGCUCCUCCGGCCGCUCAAAGUGUGGGCGACUCUAACGCCUAUCAAAAGUCUGCUAAUUAUCAUCAAUAUAACCAUCAGAACCCUUACUAUAAUCAAUACAAUAGUGGUCACAAUUAUCAUAACAGUAGUGCUAACUAUUACAACCAUCAGCCCCACUACGGACAGGCAGUUGAUUACACUCCGAAUCAAAGUCAUGGUAGUGGACUGGGUUAUAAGUUUUACAACGGCUCUAACAUAAACUCCGGCUAUAAUAAUAGCCAUUCUAUUAGUGGCUAUCAUGAGGACCAUCUGGACUACGAGUUAAGCAAAACGUUUGGCAAAAUGAUGGAGAAAUACCCGGGCGGUAGCACUAAAGAGGGGAAGUCUCAGAUUGUGUUUGAUGUCAGACCCAGAGUUACGUUCAAAAUGCAUAACAGGUCUCUGCCGAUGGAGAAGAAACACAAAGACCCCUUCUUUAAGACUAAAUUCAUGGUUAUUAUGGAGACCACCACUAAAGCGCCCGAUUAUGGCUACGGCUAUGGAGGGUAUGGCGCCUACGACUACGACUCCUCUUCUACCACAUCGACGACUCCCAAACCCACUACUACUACAACAACCCGAAGGACAACGACUACAGAAGCGCCGGAAGAGGAUAAUGGCGGCGAUGACGAAGAGAAUGGAAAUGGGAAUGAAGAUGAAGAUGAGGACGCGGAGACUUCUUCCACUACGAGCACCACAACUGAAAGCAGCGAUUCUAACGGAUCUGAUACCGAUCAAGAGGCUGAGGAAGAAUCGGAGAAUGAGUCGCCGUCUUCUACCACAACAACAACUACUACUACGGAAGCGCCAGAAGAAGAGCCUCAAGCAGAAGAUCAAGAGUCACAGAAUGGAUCAGAUGGUGAACAGGAAGAAGAUUCUCAAGAAGGGUUCGAAAAUGAGAGCGAUUCGGAACAAGAGGCCAAACCAAUGAUUUCUGGUUCAAAGACUAAACCAACAAAAACUGGUAAAAAUGGAAACAAUGGAAAGAAUGGUAACGGAAGCAAAUCAAGAGGAAAGACACCAAACAAUUCCAAUGAUAACGAAGAUGAGUCUAAUGAAAGCCAAUUUGACAGUAAUUUUGAAUCAAAUGGCGAUUCCGACAGUAAUACCAAAGAUUCAGACAAUUGUCGCAAAAAACGAAUUUGUGGUAAAGAUGAAGAAGAGUCAGACGACUCGAAAGACACUGCAGAUAAUGAUGAGUCCACGAAGGAUGACACAAAUUCAGUGACAGUUCCUCCAGAAUUAGUGUCAGCAAUGGUUAAAGCACUUCAAGAAGCGUUAGUCAAAGUAAACCCAACGGACGCGCUGUCAACGACUGAAAGCCCCAAAGACUCAGACAAUGAGCCAAUAGAUGAGGAAGAAGAAGAAGACGAUGACGAAGAAGACAAGACAACGACGACAACCACUACCACUCAGAGACCCAAACAGACAGACUCGACUCUUAAGACACUCAACACAAGACGCAAAUUGAUUCCAACAGUUAUAUCGACAGUCGUUACAAACACAACAUCUCUGAGACUCAAGUCUCCGGUUUUAAGUGUAAUGUCGAGAACUACUCCUCCUAUUCCUCCUAUUCCUACCCCCAGGGCUCAGGCGUGGGCGGCGACCAAAGGCGGCGCCCGUCGGACGACUCAAGUCACGCAAAUCACGCAGAAAGACAUCAGUCAACAGAGGAUAGACGAGGAGGAGGAGGAAGACGACGACAAAGAGCCGGAAGACGACGGCAACGAUCAGCAAAAUUCUGUGCCAAUCAAUCCAAUCAAUAGAACGAAGACCGACUCCAAUGUCAACCAAAUCAGUGAUUCUAAUAGUAAUAAACUGCCGACAGUUAGUCAAACUCCUAAACAAACUGACAGUUCCAGUGAUGAUACGGAUAGUGAGGAUAACGAAGGAGAGAAUAGUGAUGAAGAAGAAGAGGAGCCGAAAGACAGCGAAGACGGCUCUGAAAGUGCCCCCAAAGUGAAGAUCGUGUCGUCCAUUGACGAGCUGUCGUCCGCACCACACGAUCCCAAAAAUCCUCCCAUUUUUGUAGUCCUAUUACCCGACAAGAAAUCACAGAAACAAUAG
Oppiella nova is the source of this 3957-nucleotide messenger RNA. Lineage: Eukaryota; Metazoa; Arthropoda; Arachnida; Sarcoptiformes; Oppiidae. The record is from the annotation of a GenBank genome assembly.